CCCGCCGUGCCCAAGCCCCCCAGGGCUGACGGGCGCCGUGUCCCCUUGCCCAGCGAACAGGUCAGCAGGCGGCAGUCGCAGGUUGACCGGCUGUACGUGUCUCUGAAGGACCUGGUGGAGGAGCGCAAGGUCAAGCUGGAGCAGCAGUACUGGCUCUACCAGCUCAACCGCGAGGUGGACGAGCUGGAGCACUGGAUCGCCGAGAAGGAGGUGGUGGCCGGCUCGCCGGAGCUGGGGCAGGACUUCGAGCACGUCACGCUGCUGCAGGAGAAGUUCCUGGAGUUCGCCAGCGAGACGGGCAGCGUGGGGCAGGAGCGAAUCGCCGCCGUCAACCAGAUGGUGGACGAGCUCAUCGACUACGGCCACACCGACGCCGCCACCAUCGCCGAGUGGAAGGACGGCGUCAACGAGGCCUGGGCCGACCUCCUGGAGCUCAUGGAGACCCGCGCCCAGAUGCUGGCGGCCUCCCACGAGCUCCACAAGUUCUUCAACGACUGCAAGGAGGUUCUGGGCCAGAUCGAGGAGAAGCGUCAGCGCCUUCCGGAGCUGGCGGCGCGCGAGGGCCGCACCUCGGCCGGGGCCCUCCAACGAGCCCUGGGCGCCUUCGAGCACGACGUGGAGGUGCUGGUGACCCAGGUGAGGCAGCUGCAGGAGGGGGCGGCCCAGCUGAGGACCCUCUACGCCGGCGACAACGCCGAGGCCAUCGCGGGCCGCGAGCAGGAGGUGCUGCGGGCCUGGAAGGAGCUGCUGGCGGCGUGCGAGGAGUGCCGGCUGCACGUGGCCAGCGUGGCCGACAAGAUCCGCUUCGUGGGCUCCGUCAGGGACCUGCUGGCCUGGAUGGACGGGGUCAUGCACCAGAUGGGCGCCGGGGAGAAGCCCAG
Molecule: messenger RNA, 881 nt
Organism: Neopelma chrysocephalum (saffron-crested tyrant-manakin)
Lineage: Eukaryota; Metazoa; Chordata; Aves; Passeriformes; Pipridae
Product: spectrin beta chain, non-erythrocytic 4-like
Exons: 3
Biological process (GO): actin cytoskeleton organization
Cellular component (GO): plasma membrane; cell projection; cell junction
Molecular function (GO): actin filament binding
Source: RefSeq, a predicted model, not a curated record